AUGGCUAGUCCUCCUGUUCUAGCUUUCGACGCCGAGGGCCGUCCGGUCAAAUUCGAAACCUGGCUAGAUGACCUGCACCUGUUCCUACAGCUCACUGCCAAGGAAGAUAUUACACUGUACGACCACGCUCUCGGCCAUGCGACCGCCCCACUCGCUACUGCCCCCCCAGCUGAGCGCUCACAGUGGCAGACCCGUGACGCGCACGCUCGCUUUGCUAUUCGCAACUCCCUGCCGCUAGAUGAGCGCGAGCACUUCGGCCAGUGCAAGACUGCUAAGGACCUCUACACAGCUGUAGUGGCCCGCUACUCCUCACCCGCUUCUGCCACGCUAGGCCGCCUCACUCUCCCCUACCUGUUCCCCGACCUAGCCUCCUUUCACACUGUCGCAGACCUCAUCACCCACCUUAAGACUAGUGAGGCUCGCUUUCGCGCUGCCAUGCCUGACGAGUUCCUCGCUAGCAACCCCCCCCCGCUCUGGAUCACUCUCUACCACGUUGUCACCCGCCUCCCUGACUCUCUGCGCCCUGUCAGGGACCAGUUCCUCUCUCGCUCCCCCACUGAGCUCACCGUAGACCUCCUCGAGAAGGAACUGCUUGCAGCCGAGGCUAGUAUCGUCGCUGUAGGCACCUCUCGUGGCGACCCCCGCGGCCCCUUCUUCGAGGGGUGCUCCCCUUCCCCCCUCCUCCCCUCUGUCGCCUCUGCUGCUGCUGUCGACCUCCUUGGUGCUGAGAAGGUCGGGGCUGCGUCUGCUUCAGGCGGACGACGCAGGGGCAGGAGUGGCAGGAGUGGGGGUGGUGGCGGAGGAGGCGGGGGUGGAGGUGGUGGCGGUGGAGGUGCGACUGGAGAGGCUAGUGGCGGCAGUGGUGGAGGUGACAGCGGCGUUGGGAGUGGUGACAGGGGCGGAGGUGGCAGCGGAGGCGGAGGUGGUCGUGGCAGCGGCAGGGGUGGAGGUGGCCGGGGCGGAGGCGGAGGGGGUGGUGGUCGUGGAGGCCCGGGGGGCGGUCAGAGUCAGCAGCCUGCCCCGACCCUUCAGGCCGCCCGUGAGUGGUAUGCGCGGCGCAGCGUCACCUGCCAGUACGUUAUUCGUACAGGUGACCGCACUGGCCAGACGUGUGGGGGGCCGCACCAGACGGAGCGCUGCUUCGCCCGCCUCAACGAUGCGUGGCGCACCCAGUUUCCUGGUGGGGGUGAGCUGCCGCGCUGGGCUGAGCUGCUCAGGAAGGGUGUUGAUAUUUGGGCACUGGACUUUGAUGCUAUUCUCACUGCCAUGUAUGCGAUGUCUAUUAGUGGAGAGGGUGCUCAGUACUUGCGUGUUCCGCCCGACCCGGGCAUUCAGGCCAGCCCCGCUGCUGCUCUAGGUGCUAGUGUGUCUGCUUCCACAGGUACUACUGCAGCUGCUGCUCUAGGUGCUUGUGCGUCUGUGCCCCCUGGUACUGAGUCGACUGCAGCACUGCACACCUUCACACUGGACUCAGGUGCUUCUCGCUCUUUCUUUUGUGACCGCACUGUCCUUGAGCCUCUAGCUCGGCCGGUUGCUGUCUCUCUUGCUGACCCCUCUGGGGGUCCGGUCCUUGCGACCUCCUCCACCACCCUUCCGUGUCCAGCGGUUCCGUCCGGCACGCUCUCAGGUCUCUACCUCCCCUCGUUCUCCACGAACUUGGUGGCAGGUAGUGCGCUCCAGGACGGGGGUGUUCACCAGUUCACCCCUGCCUACGAGCGUGUGACUCACUGCACGUGUGCUCGGACGGGCCGCCACCUAGCUACUUUCACUCGAGAGCCGGGGUCUGACCUGUACACACUGACCACUGAGUCCCCUCAGGUAGCUGCGUCUGCGUCAGCGUCAGGUCAGCUGUCCGCCCCCUGCUCGUGUCGCUCUCUGGCGAACGACACCGUCCUCUGGCACCACCGCCUUGGUCACCCGUCUGUGCAGCGCCUGCGGGCCAUGCACAAACGGGACCUUGUUGCUGGUCUUCCCAGGGUACUCCCUCCCCUUCCUGACUCCCCUGCUCCUGACUGCAUUCCCUGUGUCGAGGGGCGGCAGCGCGCCGCUCCUCACUCCUCCUCCUUUCCCCCGACGACCGCUCCCCUGCAGACGCUCCACAUGGACGUGUGGGGCCCAGCCCGCGUCCGUGGUCAGGGUCAGGAGAGGUACUUCCUGAUAGUUGUUGACGACUACUCGCGCUACACCACGGUCUUCCCCUUGCGCGCCAAGGGUGACGUCCCUGGUGUUUUGAUCCCCUGGAUCAGCCGAGCCCGUCUCCAGCUAGGCGAGCGCUUUCACUCGGACUUUCCUGUCCUGCGCUUGCACUCUGACAGAGGUGGUGAGUUUGCCUCCGACCUCUUGGCAGCCUACUGUGCUGAGCACGGCAUUGAGCAGUCGUACACGCUUCCGGCCUCUCCACAGCAGAAUGGGGUUGCUGAGCGCCGCAUUGGCUUAGUCAUGGAGGUCGCUCGUACCUCCCUGACCCAUGCGGCUGCUCCCCACUUUCUGUGGCCGUUUGCGGUCCGGUACGCUGCGCAUCAGCUCAACCUCUGGCCCCGUGUCUCCUUGCCGGAGACUUCCCCGACUCUGCGGUGGACGGGAGAGGUUGGCGAUGCGUCGCGUUUCCGGGUGUGGGGAUCCCGAGCUUUUGUCCGCGACACGUCUGUGGACAAGCUCUCCCGUCGCGCUCUUCCCUGUGUCUUCCUUGGCUUUGUUCCCGACGCGCCUGGAUGGCAGUUUUACCACGUCACCUCGCGCCGGGUUCUGGCCUCUCAGGACGUCACUUUUGACGAGUCCGUCCCCUUCUACCGCCUCUUCCCCUACCGCACUGCCCCCCUCCCCCCUCCGCCGCUCUUCCUCACUCCAGGUGCUGAGGUACCCGACCCCCUCCCCCCUCAGGGUGCCGCUCCCUCAGGUGUGUCCCAGGUAGACCCGGGUGAGCCUGUCGAGGUAGCUGUUGACUCGCGUCCUGCGUCUGGGGGUGCUGAGCCUGGGAGUGCUGAGUCUGGGGGUGCUGGGCCUGGAGGUGCGGAGCCUGGGGGUACUGAGCCUGGGGGUACGGAGCCUGGGGGUGCUGAGCCUGGGGGUGCGGAGCCUGGGGGUGCGGAGCCUGGAGGUGCUGAGUCUGGGGGUGCUACGUCUGGGGGUGCUGAGCCUGAGCGUGCUACGCCUGGAGGAGCCCUCUCCUCCCAGCAGCUGCAGGAGAGGUACCUCGAGUACUGCCGCCUCCGGAGAGGUGCUGCUGGAGCUCGUCCCGGUACUUCCCCUCCUUCCCAGGAGCUCCCCCCCAUUCAGGUGAUUCGAGAGUGGUACACACGGCGCUGCAGUCUUCGGAGUGGUCCUCCUGGCGCUGCGGACCCGGGCGUUGGAGCUGCUACAGGUGCUGAGGACCCGGACGUUGGAGCUGCUCCUGGUGCUGCGGACCCGACUGGUGGCGCUGCUGCUGGUACAGAGGACUCGGACGUUGGAGCUGCUGCUGGAGCUGAGGACCCGGGCGUUGGAGCUGCUACUGGUGCUGAGGACCCGGGCGUUGGAGCUGCUACUGGUGCUGCGGACCCGACUGGUGGCGCUGCUGCUGGUGCUGAGGACCCGACCGGUGACGCUGCUGCUGGUGCUGCGGACCAGGGCGUUGGAGCUACUGCUGGUACUGAGGACUCGGGUGUUCGAGCUACUGCUGGUGCUGAGGACUUGGGCGCUGGGGCUGCCGCUGGUGUCCCUGCUGCUUCUGGAGACGCUGCGCGGCCGCGACCAUACUUCGUACCGCUCCUUCAGCAGGUUCUUGGUCAGGCUCCUCCUCCUGGUCCUCCUCCCUCCGUCGAGGGUCCUCUACCUGUCCAGCCGCAGUCACAGUUACCGCCCGCCUCGCCUCUCCCUGCUCCCUCUCCUUACGCUGGUCCCACAGGAGGUCUUACAGAGCGUCGUGAGCCUGAGUCUCGUCCUGCGUUGCCUGUUCGUUUCGCUCGCACUGGUCGUCGUGUCCCACGUGAGCGUCCUCCUCCUGUCCCUGGCACUCACUACAUGACUCUGCGUCCCUCCACUGCUCCGCAGCGUGUCCCGCUGCCGUCUCCUCCUGCGUCCUCCCUACCUACUCUUCCUGACCCGGAGUCUGACGCCCGUCGUGCUGCCAGUCCCACUGUUACGCGUCUCCUUGCUACCGUUGUCACUGACCCUUCUUUUGAGUCCGCCGCUGCGUCUGCUCUGGUCGCUGAGUUAGUUGACUUUGCUGCUUGCUGUCGCCUAGACUACGCUGCUAGCCUAGUGGCUGAACAGGAGGAGUUCCAUUGCUUUGCUGCUGCUUUGCCCCAUCUCGUGUCCAUGCUAGUUGCCCCUGAGGGAGACCCGGAUGCACCAGACAUCCCGACCCCGCGCACUUACGCUGAGGCGAUGGCGGGUCCCUACUCCUCUCAGUGGCAGACAGCCAUGGACGCAGAGAUGGCUUCCUGGAAGUCCACACGCACCUACGUCGACGACGUCCCCCCUCCUGGGGCGAACAUCGUCAGUGGCAUGUGGAUUUUCAGGGUGAAGCGGCCGCCGGGUUCUCCGCCUGUCUUCAAGGCGCGCUACGUGGCUCGAGGCUUCAGUCAGCGAGAGGGAGUAGACUUCUUCCAGACCUUCUCCCCCACCCCGAAGAUGACCACUCUUCGGGUGCUGCUACACAUAGCCGCUCAGCGCGACUACGAGCUUCACUCACUUGACUUCAGCACUGCUUUCUUGCAGGGCAGCCUGCACGAGGAGAUCUGGCUGCGCCGCCCUCCUGGCUUCACUGGGCCGGUUCCUCCUGGCACCCAGUGGAGGCUUCAGCGGCCGGUCUACGGUCUCCGCCAGGCACCACGUGAGUGGCACGACACACUGAGGACGACACUUGCGACUCUUGGGUUCGCACCUUCUACAGCUGACCCGUCGCUGUUCUUGCGCACCGACACUUCGCUGCCGCCGUUCUACAUCCUCGUGUACGUCGACGACUUGGUCUUUGCCACUGCUGACACUGCAGGGCUCGCCUACGUGAAGUCGGAGCUGCAGAGGAGACACACGUGUACAGACCUGGGUGAACUGACAAGCUAUCUUGGCUUGCGGAUCACCCGGGACAGAGCACGGCGCACCAUCACCCUGACUCAGUCGCACAUGGUGCAGCAGGUUCUCCAGCGCUUCCGCUUCACGUACUCCUCGCCUCAGUCCACUCCUAUGGCUACCGGUCACUCGCUCUCAGCUCUGCCUUCGGAUGAGUCCGUAGAGUCGAGUGGCCCGUACCCAGAGCUUGUGGGCUGCCUCAUGUACCUGAUGACCUGCACUCGACCUGACCUUGCAUACCCUCUUAGCAUCCUUGCACGCUAUGUCGCUCCUGGCCGUCACAGGAAGGAGCACAUGGAUGCCGCUAAGAGGGUGUUGCGCUACUUGUGCAGUACGUCGGGCAUGGGGCUUGUGCUUGGAGGGCGAGACCGAGUUGUUCUCACAGGGCACUCAGACGCUUCUUGGGCAGACGACCAGGCCACUCAGCGGUCGUCUCAGGGUUACUCCUUCAGCCUUGGCUCUGGCUCAGUUUCUUGGCGCUCUACACGCUCUUCUUCUGUUCUCAGCUCCAGUUGCGAGGCUGAGAUCUACGCCACAACCAUGGCUGCCCAGGAGCUACGCUGGCUGACCUACCUGCUGACCGACCUUGGGGAGCGGCCUCGUUCUCCUCCAGUGCUGUACGUCGACAACCAGGCAGCCAUUGCCCUGUGUGAGGAGCACAGACUGGAGCACAGAACGAAGCACAUCGCUCUGCGGUACUUCCUUGCUCGAGAGCUGCAGCAGCGAGGUCAGCUUCGUCUGCGUUACGUGGCCACCGAGGCCAACCUUGCUGAUGUGUUCACCAAGGCACUUCCGCCUGUUGACCAUCAGCGCUUUUGUACUCUUCUGGGCCUUGUGCCUACUGGACCUCACUUGCUCACUUCUUGA
Messenger RNA from Closterium sp. Yama58-4, 5916 nucleotides. The record is from the annotation of a GenBank genome assembly. NCBI's taxonomy places the organism in Eukaryota, Viridiplantae, Streptophyta, Zygnematophyceae, Desmidiales, Closteriaceae.